Rhineura floridana is the source of this 2516-nucleotide messenger RNA. RefSeq names its product claudin 5 (gene CLDN5). Lineage: Eukaryota; Metazoa; Chordata; Lepidosauria; Squamata; Rhineuridae. Gene Ontology annotation, cellular component: plasma membrane; bicellular tight junction. The record is from RefSeq and is a predicted model, not a curated record. The coding region runs from base 226 to 891 and encodes 221 amino acids. Gene Ontology annotation, molecular function: structural molecule activity. The transcript has a single exon. Gene Ontology annotation, biological process: bicellular tight junction assembly; cell adhesion.
UAAAGAGCCCCGUCGGGGAACCCUGCACAAAAGCGAGACGAGAAGGCGGCAAGAGUGGGUGGCUGGAGAGCCGAGCGAUCCAGAGAGCCCAGGACAAAGCGGGCAGAGAGAAAAGGCGAUCGGCUCAAGAAAAAGCCCAAAUCCAGAGCAGCAAACUUUUUUCUUAUCCUUGUUUCCCUUGGAAAAGGCGUCGUCGUCGGAGGCGACCCGAGGCCAGGAGACGGGAUGGCUUCGGCCGCGGUGCAGAUCCUGGGCUUGACGCUCAGCGUGCUGGGCUGGGCGGGGGCGAUCCUGGUGGCGGGCCUGCCCAUGUGGCAGGUGUCGGCCUUCAUCGACAGCAACAUCGUGGUGGCGCAGACCACCUGGGAGGGCCUGUGGAUGGUCUGCGUGGUGCAGAGCACAGGGCAGAUGCAGUGCAAGGUCUACGACUCCAUCCUGGCCCUCAAGCCGGAGAUGCAAGCCGGCCGGACCCUGAUGGUCAUCGGGGCGCUGCUGGGCCUGGUGGCGCUGAUGGUGACGGUGGUGGGCGCCCAGUGCACCAACUGCGUCCGCGCCAGUAAAGCCAAGGACUGGAUCGCCCUGGUCGGCGGCGCCCUCUUCGUCGUCUGCGGCCUCCUGGUCCUCGUCCCGCCCUGCUGGUUCGCCAACAUCAUCAUCAGCAACUUCUACGACCCCAGCGUGCAGCCCUCGCAGAAGCGGGAGAUGGGCGCCGCCCUUUACAUCGGCUGGGCUGCCGCCGCCCUCUUGCUCCUGGGCGGCUCGCUCAUCUGCUGCUCCUGUGCCCGGAAAGACGAGGGCUCCGCUUUCCCGGUCAAGUACUCGGCCCCCCGGCGGCCCGCCGCCGCCGCCGCCACUUCCAACGGCGAGUACGACAAGAAGAACUACGUCUGAGCUGGCCCUCCCGGUGGGCACUUCGACGGCUGCGGCUACAGCUGCCUCUGGACGCAGAGACUUUGCAGGGAGGAGAAUUAUGGGGGGGGGGGACAGGCGCAUGCCAAGCCGUGGGGGGAGAGGAGACGGCGCUGUCUUGGCAUCCGUCGAGCUUCGGUGUGGCGCCUGGCUUGGCUGAAGAUCAGCGCUCUCUCCUUCCCCUUUUAACUGCUCUUGUGGCUUUAAGAGACUCUGCAUCCAGGAACUCUUCAUUGCAUUUAAGACUUGUUUUUUUUUAUCCCGACUGGUGAAAUGAUUAGUGACCUUGCUUCUUAACUGGAAGCUUGGGGGAAAUCACACACACGCGUCUUCUUCUAAAUUAUAUGUAAAUGGAGGGUUUGCGCUCUAACUUAACAAAAAAAAAAGGUGGAUGGCCAAAGCAGAUGUUGUAAAUAUAAGAUACCUGGAAGGGGGUUGUUGGGGAGGGGGAUUGCCUUGCUUUGUAAUGUUCCAAAUGAUUUGUUUAGCCAUUAAUUGAAAUUUGAGCUCUAUUGGUAAAGAUGACAAGGUGGUUUCAAGUGGUGCACUUCAUUUGAUUGGGAAGAUGUACCUGUUAGAUCUUUUUAAGUGUUUUUUUUAAGCUUCCUGUCCUUGAGUUUGCAUGUUUGUGGAGUAAAAGUGGAGUAUGGCUGCAAUCCCAGUGGGGCCAGAUCUGAAGUCAAUGGGAUUGUAAGCGGCUUGUGGGACAUAGCCUCCCUGUGAUCAACUGCAGGGUGCUCAUAGGGUAAGAAUUCCUCCUUGCAUGUUUGCCUUAAAAGUGUUGUUUUUUUUAAGUGUAUGACUAUUAAUAUUAAGCUGUGUGAUAAGGAGGAUUUCAGAUGGGAGUAUUAUUUUUUAAUGACCGUGUCAGUAUUUUUUUGCCCCAAAAUGAAAUCCACCCCAGUUCUAAAAACUGGGUGAGUAAAUCGAUUUGUCAAAGUUUUGAUUCCAAAUUAUUAGUUUUGGCAUGGCACUCUUAAAGUGCCAUCCUUGCUCUUCCAUAAGCUUUGUUCAUCUCAGUGGGGUUGGGACAGGAGACAAUGUUGGUACUGAAUUUUACCCUGUUGUACCCUAACUUAAUCCUUAGUCAUGAACAGUAUUUUCCAAGCAAAGACCUUUGACAGUUUUAUAUAUCUGUUUAUUUAUAUAAAUAUUACAACCUGCAUGCCUUUUUUUCCUUCAUUUUUAAGAAAAAAAAAGUAAAGAAAACUGAUUUGCUCAGGUAGCAAGUUUAACCAAGUGUCCUUAAACUUGAUUUUGUUUUACUUUUUACUCUUUUCUGCAGCUUUGGGGAUCUGUAUCUGCACAGCAGUGCCUGGUCUGCUUUCUUUAGUUCUGUAAAGAAACAGCAGCUGGUAGCAUUUUAAAGACUUGGUAGCUGUUUUCAGGUGGGAUUCAAUCACAAAACGGAUGAAUUCAGGUUGUCCAAUCGGAGCUUAUUGGGAGUUUUUUUUACAAGAAACCCCACUUCCCCAAAAGAUCAGACUUUUUGGGAUAAGGAAAUUGAUGGGCUGGAAUGGGUGGAAUAAUAUUUGCUUUGACGCAAUAUGCUUUAACUCACCCACAACUAAAUCAGGAUGAAUGCUUAAUAAACCAGUCAAUUGGAA